Messenger RNA from Hydatigera taeniaeformis, 1617 nucleotides. Lineage: Eukaryota; Metazoa; Platyhelminthes; Cestoda; Cyclophyllidea; Taeniidae. The record is from the annotation of a GenBank genome assembly.
AUGGCUAGUACGCGCGAGGGUCGGCAGGCGGGUGACUCGAGUACCUCCAAACCUCAUGACGAUAUUUACAAAACUCUUUGUGCUGAUGUUGAAGCCUUUAUCAAGACGUUCUACAAGCAUGUCAAAACUAAUGAUUUGAUUGAAAUUGAAAAUGACUACGUUGUCAAGUUUCCAAAACUCACUGAACAGUAUUUUAAAACCACUCGUUGGCCUCCUGCGGAAGCCAUUUCUUCUCUUGUCAAUAAGGGUAGAACAUUUGCGAGUACUCUAAUUACUCUUUUAGAUUCUAUAUUUAUGAUGCUCUAUAACGAGCUGUUCUAUCGUCAUUUGUACGCACAUGUUACGUCUUUUCCAGAAUUGGAGGAAGCUCACCAGUCUUAUCUAAACUAUUGCGCACUAUUCGAUGCUCUUUUAAAGCCAAAAAAUCCGGUUCAGUUGGAGUUGCCUAAUCAGUGGCUUUGGGACAUUAUUGACGAGUUCAUAUACCAGUUUCAGAAGUUUUCCACCUAUCGCAGCAAGCUUAAACGCAAACCCGAAGAUGAUGCUUUUUUGGGGCUAAACCCCUCCACCUGGAGCAUUCAAGGUGUUCUCGGCAUUUUGUUUCAGCUCGUGGAGAAGUCGAACAUAAACCUGCAGCUGAGUUACUACGCUAUGCAGCGCGACCCCUACGAAGUGGCCGGCCCCUUCGGCCAGUGUGACCUCUACAAGAUGCUGGGUUUCUUCAGUCUUGUGGGUCUCUGUCGGGUACACUGCCUUCUGGGUGACUACUUUACUGCUCUCAAGAUGCUCGAGCAUGUACAAUUAAGUCGGCAAGAGAUGUACCAUGAAGUUCCGACCUGCCAUAUCACCACAGGCUACUAUGUUGGCUUUGCCUACCUCAUGAUGCGACGUUUCCAGGAUGCAGUACGCACCUUUACUCAUACUCUGGCCUACAUUGCUCGCGUCUCUGCUUGCGUUGCGCAGCGACCUGAUCUGCGGGAGUAUGUUGUGAAACAGGCUGACCAAAUGACAAGCCUUCUGGCUAUCUGCAUUACCAUCGAUCCGAUGCCGAUUGACCAGACUGUGGAGCAGCAUUUGAAAGAAAAGUUUGCUGAAAGCUUAAACCGACUGCAGCAAACGAACAAGGAUGAGUUUACCAUGUGCUUUGACAUUGGCUGCCCGCGCUUCGUAAACCCAGAUGCGAAGGCAACGGAACGAGUGAACUACGCCCUGGAUGCUCAGCGCCACCAGAGCACGGUGUUUCGCAGCGAGCUUGAUCAAUACUGGAUCGAGUUGCCGCGAUUGCGGUCCUUCCUCAAGCUUUACACUUCUCUUCCUGUGGAAAAAUUGGGCCACUUUUUGGACGAGAAUGAGGAGGACGUACAUUCCUUGCUGAUGCGUUUCAAGCACCAGUUGAAGAACGUUACAUGCACGGGAGAGACUUGUGGUAGCCUGGAAGGUACACUGCAACUCCUCUGUGAUACCGACUUCUAUGUUGAUGGAGAGAUGAUCCACGUCGCCGACAUGAAGGUGGAUCGCCGUUUCUCAGAAUUCUUUAUGCUGCAGUUGGAGAAGCUGCGUGAGGUCUGUUUCGGCUGCUUAAAUAUAAUCAGUAGACAUUUUGGCACAGUUAACUGA